Haplochromis burtoni (Burton's mouthbrooder) is the source of this 6398-nucleotide messenger RNA. RefSeq names its product zinc finger Y-chromosomal protein. NCBI's taxonomy places the organism in Eukaryota, Metazoa, Chordata, Actinopteri, Cichliformes, Cichlidae. Gene Ontology annotation, cellular component: nucleus. Gene Ontology annotation, molecular function: RNA polymerase II transcription regulatory region sequence-specific DNA binding; DNA-binding transcription factor activity, RNA polymerase II-specific. The transcript has 8 exons. The coding region runs from base 1023 to 3128 and encodes 701 amino acids. The record is from RefSeq and is a predicted model, not a curated record. Gene Ontology annotation, biological process: regulation of transcription by RNA polymerase II.
UGGUGUAGUUUUGAGUCAUCAUGGCGCUAAAAUAUUUUGAUUUGGGGCUGAUAUUCUGACGGGUCUUUUUUACAUUUUUAAAAUGAAAUGUGAUUUAUUGUUUAAAAUCGUUUUUUCAACAACAAUCAUGUUCAUUUAAAUUACGUGUGUUCUUGCAGCCUGUGUUCAUGUGUUCAUUCUUUUUUUUUUGCACAUUUAAAUUACGUAGAUAUUCCUACAGACACAGGCAUGUCAAUUUUUAGAUAAUUUAUUUUACUUUUUCAUUGAUCUUUAUUUAAAUUACAUUCCUACAAUGGGACGCUGAUAGAUUAUUAUUUAUUUAUUCAUUACAUUUGUAUUUAUUUAUUUGUUUGUUUAUCUCUUUAUUGUUAGCCUUCAAAUGAAAGUAUUUUCCUAGGAUGCAGUCAAUUUUUUUCCUUUCAGGGGCAAAAAGUGACCAAGGCUAACAGGCGGUGACAGGCGGAGUAGUUAUUGAUGAUCACUGAUCACAAGUGACCAUUAUUGUUUUUCAACAGGAAGGUCAGGGCAGGAGGUGACGAGGCAGGGUCCGUUACCAUGGUGAUAACAGAUGAUGAUUUAUCCCCUUAUUGGGCCUUAUCCAUUCAAUAAUUUAUUAUUCUCAGAUUCACUUUGUUCCUUUUCUUCUCCUCCUCCUCCUCCCUUUAUCUUCCUCUCCCCUGUUCUCUCUCGCCCUGCAUCCUCGCUGCUUCCUCUUCCUCCCCCUCUCUCGUCCCGUUCCCCUCCGUUCGUCUUCCCUCCUCUCUCUUUCAGGUCACCGAGAGCCAGCAACAGCUCGCUCUGAAGAUCAAAUUCACCCUCGUUUCCUCUCUCUACGAUGCUCUGCUCACGUCCAUAUGUUGAAGAACACACUCGUCUUAUUUUAGCACCACUACCUUCCUCCUCCUCCUCCUCUUCCUCCUCUCUUGCCCUCCUCUCUUCUGAGUUUUGACUCCCCUUUUCACUCUCUCUCUCUUUGUCUCUCUCUCUCUCUUUCUUAUUUUUUUCACACACGGAAAAAAAAAAUGAAGCGUGGGUCGAGUGUGUUGCAGCCUCACUCUGAUGCAGCCAAACGACACGCACACCCUGCAAACACACACACAAAGACACACACAGGCGAUGACGCACAAGCCGCAGGUUCGAGCCCCUUCCCAGCAGCCACCUCUCUGUUCAGCCCUGAUGUCAGCACCAAGAUGGCGUCUGACCUCCUCAUCAGGCUGUCAGAGGCCACCCAGAAGGCCCAGAUGCAUCCUGGGAGCCGAGAGGAAGCGGAGCAGCAGGAUGAGCCAGGCGUCGCUCUCUCACCGGACAGCCCCGGGGCGAGUCCCGAGCCACCGUCCCUCACGCACACGCCUGACGGCAAUACCGCUACGGACACGCUAGCUUCAGAUCUGCUCCGGAAGCUAGCAGAGCGUCAGGAAGUGAAUGGCCAUGUGGUAAGACUCAAAGAAGAAGAAGAGCCAAUGGAAGUCGACACAGUAGCCCAGAGUCAAAUAGUAACAGAAGACGUUGCUCUGCCUGCCCCGAAAAUGGUCAAUCAUCACAUCUUCAGUGUUAAAACAGAAGAUCGGGGCCUCACUGGGAACAAGGUGGCUGAGGAGUUGCACCCCAGAGCCAAAAUGGCGGACCGGUGUCUCUUUGGCCUUAAAGUAGAAGGCAAGUUCUGUGCUGAAGGAUGCCCGCCUGUCUCCGCAAUGGCAGACAGUGCAGUCUCUGGAGCCAAACAGUUUCACUUUCAAGUGAACAUGGAGGAUGUCUCUGGAACUAAGAUGUCGGACCACCUUCUAACUGGAGCCAAGAUGGAGGACCAGCUUCUCUUUAAAGCAAAGUUUGCCGAGCGGCCUUUCUCUGGAGUCAAGGUGACCAACAAGUUUCUCUCUGGAGUCAAAACAGAGGACAAGUUUGCUUCAGGGGCCAAGAUGGAGAACCAGGUUUUCUCCGGGGUGAAGAUGGAGGAGCAGCUCUUCUUUGGAGCCAAGAUGGAAGACCAAUUUACCUCUGGAGCCAAGAUGGCUGACCAGUGCCUCAGAGCAGUGCUGUGGCAGGACAUGUCAGUGAACCUGGCGUCCACACUGCUGCAUCAACUGUCAGAGAGGGUCAGUAAGUCCAACAGUCAGCUGGUGGACAGGAUGACUCCACCCAUCAGAAGCAGUCCUGUUUUGAAGGGUAACGACGACCAGCGCCGCUCUUCCCCGGCAGUGAUCAGCUCCCAAUCUCCUCCACUUGAAACCCAAACCAGCCUCAGCAGACACCAAACCACAGGUUGCUCUUACUUUUUCAGGUGUCACGUGUGCGGUUUUGAGACCGAAGGACAGGCCCUUUUCCAGAGUCACAUGACCGAACACCGCCAAUGGGAGCACAGAUCCUUCUCGCUGCACUGCUGCGUGUGCGACCACUCGACCAAUCAGGAGGCAGAGAUGAGGGCUCACGUCUGCACGCACAUUCAGGGCGAAGUGAGAUGCCCUGUUACCCUUCCUGCCACAGCCUCCACCUCCAGCAGCGGUGUUCGUUCAGUUGCCACGGCAACCCAGCCGGAGACAAGCACCUCAGAGCAUCGCUGCCGCAUCUGCCAGAGGUCGUUUCCAGGGCAACAGGAGCUGCUGGUUCACUUCCAGGGUCAUCGCCAGGGCAACCAGUACCGCUGCGACCGGUGUGGCCACCUGACCCGGACAGCCAACAAGCUGGUGGAACACGUGCGCGUGCACACGGGGGAGCGACCGUUCACCUGUGACCUCUGCCCCUACAGCGCCAAGCGGCGGGACAGUCUGCGCCUGCACUGCAAGGUCAAACACGCUGCGCACUUCUUCAAUGGGGGCGCGACGGACGCACCCGCCGACGUGCAUACGCACCGGUCAUACGUGCAUGCAGACAAUCAGCGCUCGAACAAGCACGUCCAGCGGCUGCACACACCGCCAAGCGCUCACACUGCUGCAUCCUCCUCCUCUGUUCCUCCUCUUCUUCUUCAUCCAUCGCUGUCCGACCGCGCUGGAUGGAGGGAUUUGUCUCCUCUCCUCCCGAUUACGACCCUCAUCUCUCUGAAACAGCGCUCUCCUUCAUCUUCCUCCUCCUCUUCAUCUUUCUCUACCAAACACUCUUUUCUUGGUUACCUCGGCCUGACAACUUCUUUGUAAAGCCUCCCUGCUUUUGGUCCUCCUCUCUUCGUCUCCUUCUCUUCUAAUUUCUCCUCUUCCUCUUCUUCCUUUUCUCUUCUAUCCAUCCUCUGGACUCUUAAAGCGAUGGAUGUAAAGCUCUGUAAUGUAUCCAAGGUACUGUCACUCAGCACUAUGUAUGAGAAUGUCAAACAGCACUGAAAACACACCGAUAAGGAACGUUUUUGAAUUUAUUCAACUUUUGCAUCAUGCUCGUGAUUUUUGCUGCAUUCCUGCCUGCUUUAGCCCGUCAUAUAAUCACUGAACUCUUAGCUAUUUAACCGUGUGACAUAUUUAUUGCCUGUCUCUCUUGUCCUCCAGAAACCUUGAACUUAAAAAGUCGAAUUUUAUUAUAAAUUGUUCUAAUCAGAAACAUGAGAUGCUGUGAAGUAAGGGUCAUUUAUUGAGAUGAUGAGAUAAUGUUGAGGGUGAGAUAGUUUGUUUUUCUUUUAAAACACAACGUGUUUUUUAGACAUUUUCUUUAAAAAAGCAGCGGACUUCAAAAAAACAUGAUUAAAGGAAGAAAAUAAGAGUUGACAGCAUUUCUAGCAGCUCUUUAUCUAUAUGAAGGUUUACUUAGCUGUUUACUUUGAGUUCAGCAUGCUAACUGUUCCACAGUACAAUGCUAAUAUAGCAGGUAUGAUGCUAAUCGUAUUCUAUGUUCUUAUUUUGUUAUGUGAACAUGCUAACUUUUGCUAAUUAUCGGCAGUAAGAACAAGCUACUGCUACUACUGAGAAUGUCCUUAGUUCGGUAUGCUUAUAUGUUAAUUUUUGCUAAUUAACCGCUGAGGCUAAUGGGAAUGUCUUUAGUUUUAUUGUUGUAUUAUUUGCUUAUUGCUGCUGAGACUUCGAACUUUUUUACUUAGUAUAAAUGUCUUUAGUCUAGCUUUUUAGCAUGGUAAUGAUGGCGAUUUAAUACUAAAAAAAUGCAGUUCAGCUAAGAGUUAUAUAUAUAUAUAUAUGUCUUUAACUUAGAUUGUUACUGCGCUAAUAUUUGCAAUUUAUCACAACAAACAAUGCUGCUUAAAUUGAUGAGAAGGGUGUUAGUUUAACAUGCUGUUUAGCACUAAACACAAUAUACAAGUGAGGCUGAUGGGAAUGCCUUGUGCUGAUUUUUAGCAUUGAUAAUGUUGGCCAUAUCUUGCUGUGGCAUGUGAACAUGCUAACCUUUGCUAAUUUGCACUAAAAGAAAUCACCACUUAGGCUGAUGGGAUAUUAUCAGUUUAUCAUGCUAAUUUGCACGAAUGAUGCAUUCCAGUUGAAGUUGGAAUUUCCCAGUUCCCAGUUGGAAUUGGACCCCCCUCUCAAGUUGGAUUUCCAAUAGAAAGUGAGACCAGCCCCACCAACCCGACUUCUCAACCCCAAAUGGUGGCUCCGAAUCGCUCCGUAAAACUUUCAUUCGUGCUGCCAGUGUUGUGUAUCUGUGACUGACUCUAGCCUCAAAUGUGUUGCAGGGGCGUUUUAAGUGCAAAAACACAAGCGUUGCACUGUGUUAAUAGUGAUGCACGAAUGGCUCUACUUUGCUUAGAAGCAAAACUAAUCCUGGUAUCCCUUGCUUUUCUGACUUUAGUACUGGAAUACAUUCAAAUGAGGAGUGACAUCACUCCCAGCAUUGACAACCGACUUCUGAGUUAAAUGGAUUCACCAUAAAAAUAAGCUAUUGAUGCUACUGGGAUUGAGAAUGUCUUUAGUUUUGUGUGUUACGUGCUAACCUUUCAGUUUUGUAUAGGCUCAAAGGGAUGUCUGUAGCAUGUUAGUAUCUUAAACUUUCUAAGUUAGUACUAUUCACACGCAAUAUUCCUGAGGGGGUUUGAAACUGCAUUACUUUAGGGUGCUAAUAUGAUCAUUUCCACUGAAGCUAAUGAGAAUAUAAUUAUGGUGCAUUCCAGAUUAAGUCGAACUUUCAGAAUUCCCUGUUGGAAUCGUUGUCUCAAACACCCCCUGAACCUGGAGUUCCAACUGAUAACGUGGGAGAAACCCCUAUAUAGAAAUCGAAAAUGGUGGCAGUGAAUGGAAAAAGUAGUGAAACUGUAAUACUUUCUAUCUGUGCCACUACUGACUUGCUAAAUAAGCCAUAUACAGAGCAGUGAGAACGCUCUGUCCGUGAACGUGCUGCAGCUACAUUUUUAAGCACAAAAAACAAACAUUAUGCUGUGUUCCUAGUGAUGACAUGAAUGACUCUGCUUUGCUAAGAAACAAAACAAAUCCUGUUUGUCGUGCUUUUCUGACUUUAGUACUGAAAUACACUAACUCUGGAAUAACUUCACUCCAGAGUUCUGAAUUAACUGGAAUGGGACAUUACCGUAGGGUAUUAGCAUGCUAACACUGGCUAAUGAAAGCAAAAAAACACACAGCAAGGCUAUCAGUCCUCAGCUUAUUGCGUAAACAUGCUAACAUUUGCCAUUUAGCAUUAAACAGAGCAUCUAGCUGAGCUGAUGAAAAUGUUACUAGCUUUAUUAUUAUUUUAUCCUGAAUUUGGUUAAAGUCAUCAGGAUGUUUGUGUCAAGUCUUUAAUGCUCCAUGUAAAUCCAUCCAGCCAUCAAAUGUGGAGAUAUUUCCAACAGACCAAUUCAGAGAACCACUCAAGGUUUAAAUCAUUGGUGUUUUACUGAGUUCAUCUACAACUGUGAGUGAAAGCAUUUUAAACCAGAUGCUGCAGCCGAAGUAUACUUUUUAUAAUCUGUUGCUUAUUGUCUUAGCCAUUCUAAUCGUAAAGUCUAUAUUUUCUGAGAGACCAUCUUCACUUGUUGUGUCUGACUUUGGUAUUGUAUUACUGCAGAAAGCUCACAUUUGAUGAGAACACUUUAUUUUAUUUGACUGGUUGCAUGAAUUAUUUAAAGUUACCAUCCUUCAGUCUGCUGCUUCCACUUCAAUAUUGGAGGAUUUUUGGGGUUAUUCGUGGUUUCUGGAGGACAGUGAUGAUACUUCUAAUAUUUGUGUUGUAUAUUGAUAAUGUAUUUGUGUUUACAUGACUACAUGGGGCUCCUGGGAGUCUGAAAUGUCUUAAUUUAAGGUUGCACUAUAUGUAGACAGAAGAAAAGUCAGUUUAGAACACUUUAGCCUUUUGCAAAAACACUUUAAGUGUUGGUUUGUUUUGUAAUGUCGCCGAAGGAAAAGUCGAAACCCACAGCCAAAUAAUUACUCUGCAGAUUCAGUCCCGGGGAUCCAGUUUUUGUUAAAUUAUCCAGUACUAACAGCUGAUCCACGACUGGUAUGGGGCAGGGACAGCUGCUCAAUAAAGUGUCGAAAAUA